Centruroides sculpturatus (bark scorpion) is the source of this 4795-nucleotide messenger RNA. RefSeq names its product histone demethylase UTY-like (gene Utx). Gene Ontology annotation, cellular component: MLL3/4 complex. Gene Ontology annotation, molecular function: protein binding; chromatin DNA binding; RNA polymerase II cis-regulatory region sequence-specific DNA binding. The coding region runs from base 190 to 3639 and encodes 1149 amino acids. Lineage: Eukaryota; Metazoa; Arthropoda; Arachnida; Scorpiones; Buthidae. The transcript is spliced from 23 exons. Gene Ontology annotation, biological process: regulation of gene expression. The record is from RefSeq and is a predicted model, not a curated record.
CAUUUUCAGUUGGCGCAAAUAGAUUCAAGUCCAUGUACGUUUUCUAAAGCUGAAAUAAAGUUUCACAUAGCUCAUCUGUACGAGGUUCAGGGAAAAUUUAAAGCUGCAAAAGAAGCUUAUGAACAAUUAUUGGAACAAAAAGACUUAUCAAAGUGUGUUCGAGCAGAAACUCUGAAGCAGUUAGGGUGGAUGCAUCAUACCGUAGAGGCCUUGGGUGAUAAACCACAGCGGCAGACUUAUGCCCUUCAUUGUCUGCAGAAGUCCAUUGAUGCAGACCCUACUAAUGGCCAAUCAUUAUAUUUUCUUGGUCGAUGCUAUGCAUGCAUUGGAAAAGUUCAUGAUGCCUUUGGAUCUUAUAGAAAUUCUGUUGAUAAAACAGAAGCAAAUGCAGAUACAUGGUGUUCUAUAGGUGUAUUAUACCAGCAACAAAAUCAACCAAUGGAUGCAUUACAAGCUUAUAUAUGUGCUUUACAAUUAGAUAAAACUCACACUCCUGCCUGGAAUAAUCUUGGUAUUUUAUAUGAAAAUUGUAAUCAACCUCAGGAUGCACUCAAAUGCUAUGUAAAUGCAACUAGAGGCAAAGGACCAGUAAAUCCAAACUUAACUGCAAGAGUGAAAUUUUUACAGAGCCAAUUAGGAAAUGUACCACCAAGUGGAAUUGAAAGACCAAGACAGUUACCUUGUGUGGAGGAAGCAUGGCAUAUUCCUAUUUCACAAGAGAUGGCUUCACGACAGAAUAAUGUUUCUCAUAAUUCUAUGACAAGAAAUAUUCCUCCUGGUAUCACCGGUCAAAGACAGCCAUAUGUAAAUCAACAAAUAUAUAAUGUUUCACCUGGUCAUUUUAUGGGUCAGUCAAAUGCCCAAGUAACUCAGCCUUAUGGAACAAGUUGUCAAAAUCAACAGGAGCAACAAAGUCAUAUUGUUAAAAGAAUAAAAUUAAAUUCAGGAACUGGACAAACUAUUCAAUCAGGUACUCAUUCAGAAGGAAAUGUUUCUGCACAGCAAAAUAAUCCAUAUUAUUUUAAUCAACAACAAUUGCAACUUCUUAAUUUACAACAGAAUCAGGGUACACUAACUCCACAACAAAGAACAUUAAUGCAGCAUCUCCAGCAACAAUAUCAGUUGAUGCAGAAACAAAAACAACAGACUACUACACAGCCAAACAUCAUAAGGCCUUCCCAUCAGCAAUCUCUGCCUGUUUCAUCUAGUGUAUCAACAAAUUUUUCUCCUGCUGAUUCACGUACAGUAAUUUCUGGUCAUGCUGGAAUACCUGUAAAUUCUAGAACAGUGGUUCAUUCUGACACAUUGAAUCAUUCCAAAACAGUGCCUGUUCAGUCACAACUUAGUCAUACUUCUACUGAAGUUAAUAAUCAUGUUUCAUCUGCAAAUCAAGCAACAACUGGUACUCCUUUAAUAGAAAGUACUACACCAUUUAUAAAUAGAAGGCCACUGACGACAACACCUGAUCAAUCUGUUCAUAAUACCUCACCUUACACUGCCAGUAAUCAGGUUUCAGGUGGUGUUCAUGAUCUUCAGCAGGCCAAUUUGCUUAAACAAAGACAACAAAAUGCUUUACAUGGCACUAUGUCUGGAAAUGUUCGUCCUCCUUCGACAUGCCAAUCACCGAGUUCUCAGGAAGUUACAAGUACUACUCUUAUGUCACCGUUAGGUGAACAAGAUUUUCAAACCGUUCUUUCACAAAAAGAAAUAGCAUUAGCAGAAGGUUUAUUGGCUCAAUUCACAGGAGAAAUAACAUCUAGUAAAACAGAUAAUUUAGAAAAAUCAAAAUUAUCUGAAUCUCAGGAUAUUGUCCAAGAUUCGUUAGACAAUGUCCAUUCUACUGUUAUGAGUCCAAUUAGUGGGGAUUUAGAUACAUGUAAAAUUGUUGAACAUCAAAGAGAAUCAACAGAAGUAGAAGAUAUUACAAAAAGUAAUCAAAUAAAUGAAAAACAAGAAACUUGGUCAAAUUCUUCAAGUAAACAUUUAAUUGAAAAUAGUUCUAAAUCUAUUAGAAAUGAACUGAAAGUAAACACUGUUUCUAUCCCAAGUGUUCAGCAGGCUCUGAAACAAAAUAGUACAGAAAAUCCUUCUACAUCAAGUAUAACAGCUCCUGUGUCACUCUCUAUUAAUAUGAGUUCUUCCCAGCUGCUGGCAGCAUGUAAAGGUUUUGAAAAGAAUGGUGUUUCUAAUACAAGUAUUAUGACUGAAUUAUGUCCUCCUCCAACUCCACCAGAUCCUCCUUAUCCACCACUGCCAAAAGAUAAAUUACUACCUCCAACACCAAGUGUUUUUCUUGAAAAUAAGAAAGAUGCAUUUUCUCCCCAACUUCAAGAGUUUUGUUUAGCUCAUCCAAUUGCUGUGAUACGUGGCCUUGCUGCAGUGCUCAAAUUAGAUUUAGGCUUAUUUUCUACGAAAACUUUGGUGGAAGCCAAUCCAGAUCAUACAAUAGAAGUAAGGACCCAGCUUUUACAACCAUCUGAUGAAAAUUGGGAUGCUGAAAGGAAGAGACAAGUUUGGAGGUGUGAAAGUCAUCGUUCUCAUACAACGAUCGCCCGAUAUGCACAGUACCAAGCAUCUUCAUUUCAGGAAUCAUUGAGAGUAAGAAUAUUUCUAGUUAGCUGUAACUAUGUCAACAUGCAUAGCAUCUGUCAAAAACAAAGUUGUGAAGCCAAACAGAACAAAGAAAUAGUUGAACCUGUCUAUCUCGAAUCUCAUGGAAAUGAGAAAAAUAUUCAAGAUAAGUUUCUAGAUAGAGGUUCCUGCACAGUUGUUUCAGCUGCAAACAUGCUCAGCCAUGUUGGUCAUGUGAUAUUAGGAAUGAAUACUGUUCAGUUGUAUAUGAAAGUUCCUGGAAGCAGGACACCUGGACAUCAAGAAAAUAAUAAUUUUUGUUCAGUCAAUAUAAAUAUUGGACCUGGUGAUUGUGAAUGGUUUGCUGUUCCUGAAGGCUAUUGGGGAGUUAUUUAUAAUCUUUGUGAAAAGAAUAAUAUCAGUUUCUUACAUGGUUCCUGGUGGCCUCUUCUUGAUGAUUUAAUGGCUGAAAAUGUACCUGCCUAUCGUUUCCUUCAAAGGCCGGGUGACCUUGUAUGGGUAAAUGCAGGCACUGUACAUUGGGUACAAGCAGUGGGUUGGUGUAAUAAUAUUGCAUGGAAUGUUGGACCUUUAAUUGCCAAACAAUAUCAGUUAGCAGUUGAAAGAUAUGAAUGGAAUAAACUUCAAAGUUUUAAAUCAAUUGUGCCAAUGGUUCAUUUAACGUGGAAUUUUGCUCGCAAUAUCAAAGUAUCUGAUCAAAAAUUGUUUGAACAGAUAAAAUAUUGCCUUUUGCGCACAUUACGUCAAUGUCAACUAACAAUUGAUUUUGUGAAGGCUUUAGGAAAAGAAAUCAGAUGGCAUGGAAGAGGAAGAAAUGAAGCUGCUCAUUAUUGUGUUAAUUGUGAGGUUGAAGUGUUUAACAUUUUAUUUGUGAGGGAAGUAGAUAAAAAACAUGUUGUUCAUUGCCUUGAUUGUACAAGGAAAGCAAGUCCUACAUUAGAAGGUUUUGUGGUAUUAGAAGAAUAUACAAUGGCUGAUCUUACUGAAGUGUAUGAUAAUUAUGUAUUACAUCCUUUACCCCAUUCUACUCCUAAUAAUUCAUCAUGACAUGAAUAAUAACUUUAGAUUAUAUUUACAUUCGUGCAAAAAAACUAAAAUAGCAACAAUAUGCACAUCCCAGUACAAGUAAAAUAUUUAAGAUGUUUCAUACAUAUUCUUUUUCAUCUUUUUUUUGAACAGAAUUGCUACAUAUGUGAAUAUAUAAAUAUGUGUGUAAACAUAUUAUGUAUGACUAGCAGUUUAUUUUGAAUGUACAUUUGCUGGUCAGUCUUGAAAUUGGCAACAACCUUGAAUCAGCUAAGGACUGAGAGGAUGUUGUGCAAUGCAGGGAACCACAAGCACCGUAUUAAUAGUACCUUCAUUUGUAAAUAUCAUAGAUUAUGUCCUGUCAUCAGUUAAAUUGCAACAUUGUAAUUAAUUAAAUCACUCUGGUUCAUUCUAGUGAUGAUACAGAAACUAUUGUUUCUAACUGCAGUACAAGAUUGAAGAAAUCUAUCAACUAUGCAAAAAAAUAUAUACCAAAAAAAAAAAAGAGAAUUAUGUAUGAGCUGUUAAUUUUUCAACACCCACAUAGGUUUAUAGAAAUAUGAGAUUCUCUAUUUAGGUGCUCAUUUUCUGUGAGAAGUAAGUACUGUUUGCCAAUGAAUAUUUAAAGUGUUGCCAGAUUGUUCUUAUCACUGCCAUUAUCUGCAGACAGAUAUUGUGAUAAUCCACAAUUUAAAAAUUGAUAUAUUCAGUAAAGCAUCUUUAUAUGCCUUUUGUAUAAGAAAAUAUUAUUUCAUUGAAGUGAUUGACUUAAAUGAUUGUAUAGAUUUUAUUAGUUUUGUUUUUCUUUUUAAUUAUUUUUCUUUAACAGUGCAGAAUUGUGUUAAAUGUGUUUUAAAUGACACUAUCUCAAUUCAGUCUUCACUAAUAUUAUUUUAUAAAAGAUUGAGAUAUUAUUGUUGCUGCACAGUUAUAUUGUUUUGUGUGUAUAGUUUUUUUUUGUAAUCUAUAAAAUAUGAAAAAAUCUGUUAUUACUUUUCAUCCCUAUCUAUCCAAUUGAUCUCAUCUUUAGAUAUAAUUAAAAACGAAAAUGUACAAGUUUGAAUAUUUUCCUUAAUAUUUCAUGGUAUUUAUGCCUUAAGUUUGUAUUUAAAAUUCUAUAGAAUGAAAUAAAUAUCUUAGCUCUAGCUAAUAAGUUCAGAUAUUUAUUAAUAAUUUU